AAAUUUUACCAGCUUGUAACAGUUAUUGUUAGUCUAAAAAUUUUAGAAUUACGAUUUUUUUAAAAUUAAAGACAAAUUGUUUUUUCUGGAACUAUCGUGAUUUUCGCAUUGAUGAAAUAGCGGGUUCAAUGCACCUUCACCUCAUUGUGGAGUAUAAAUUUACAAAAAAAAAGAAAUUAUUUGGCAGCUACUACACCUCAGUAAAUUUGAGAAAGCGUUACAAAAGCGUUCGUUUUUACUGCAUUCACUGAAAAUAUAUCCUAAAAUGUAUUUCUAGGAUAUUCGGGAGUGUGGGAAAAAUAAUCUAUUACCAGGUAAUCUUGAACGGUUCAUUGAAGAGCGGAAGGGACUUUCAGGGUGGCGUUUGAUCGAUCAAAACAUGCGCAUGCCGCCCCCCAAAUCCUUCAUUUAGUUUUCCAAGGGAGACACACUAUUGCAUGUAAUCUCUCCGGUCAAGGAUUAAAUUAAACGUUAAGCAAAAUGCCGGCGACACGACAUAAGAUUCUUGGCCAUGUAUUUACUGGCUUUUUUACCAAGAUGAACCGGACGAAACAGAUGAACAGCGGAGAGCAGGCUUUAGAUACACCAUUGAAACGAUGUCUAAACACAUUUGACAUAACACUUUUAGGGGUCGGUCAUAUGGUCGGUGCUGGAAUUUAUGUCUUGACGGGCACUGUUGCGAGGGAUUUAGCAGGACCUGGAAUCGUACUGUCGUUCAUAAUGGCUGGCAUGACUUCCAUGCUUGCUGCACUCUGCUAUGCAGAGUUUGGAACGAGAGUACCUAAAGCCGGCUCUGCCUACGUUUACACUUACGUGAGCAUUGGUGAAUUCUGGGCUUUUGUCAUCGGAUGGAAUAUUAUACUCGAACACAUGAUAGGAGCGGCAUCAGUUGCUAGAGCUUGGAGUGGAUAUGUGGACUCUCUUCUAGGAGGAGCAAUCAGCAAUGCCACUAUUGCCCUCGUCGGAGAAAUGCAUGAACAGCUAUUUGGGAGAUAUCCUGAUUUCUUGGCAUUUGCUGUUUGUGUUUCUUAUGCUUGUGUGUUAGGCACUGGUGUAAAGGGGUCAGCAAUGGUAAAUAGUAUAUUAACAGUUGUCAAUUUGGGAGUGAUGUCCCUGGUCAUUGUUGUUGGUUUUUAUUUCGCUGAUAUUGACAAUUGGACUCAUAAAGGGCAUGGAUUUUUACCGUAUGGAGUAGGUGGAGUCAUUGCAGGUGCAGCAACUUGCUUCUAUGCUUUUGUUGGAUUUGACAGUAUUGCAACAUCAGGAGAAGAAGCAAGAGAUCCUUCUUACUCAAUACCAAUAGCAACGAUGCUAUCAAUGUCUCUGGUUUGUCUUGGUUACAUGUUGGUGAGCAGUGCACUAACUUUAAUGGUUCCUUACUGGGCUAUAAGUCCGACUGCAGCCCUGCCUGAAGCCUUCGCAACUGUUGGUCUACCUUGGGCAAAGUAUGUUGUUUCAAUUGGUGCACUUUGUGGAAUGACAACGACUCUCUUGGGCUCUCUUUUCUCAUUGCCAAGAUGCAUGUAUUCUAUGGCAGCUGAUGGCUUGAUAUUUUCAUUUUUAGGCAAAGUAAACAAAACUACCCAAGUGCCUGUAAUAAAUUUGAUUGUCUCAGGAUUAAGUAGUGCAAUAAUAGCACUUUUGUUCGAUUUAGAAAAGCUAGUCGAAUUUAUGUCAAUUGGAACCCUUUUGGCUUACACAAUUGUCAGCGCUUCAGUAAUAAUUCUUAGAUACCGUCCUGAUGUUUUGCCUAUUGUAAGGGAUGAUUCAUCACUUUCAGAGCCAACAACUCCAAUGUCAGGUUCUGGGGCAAUGGAAUGGCGACUUGGGCCAGGAGGAAGAUUGAAACCGACUUGGAGCUGGUUAGAGCCGAUUGUAGGCAAAUGCAUGCCUGGAGCUGCGGUUUCUGCCUCAGUUUUUAUCUUUACUUGCUUCACGGCAGUUUUGUGUUUCCAUCUGCACUGGACCGCUGAAGAUCUAGGUCAAGGCACUUGGUGGACUCUCCUUGUUACUGCUUUUCUCAUUGCCACUUUACUUGGAUGUUUAGCUGUUAUUGAGGCACAUGAACAGAACACCACCAAUUUAAGGUUCAAAGUACCUUUAGUACCUUUUGUGCCAGCUUUAAGCAUACUUUGCAAUAUAGAACUCAUGGCUCAUUUAAAUGUACUCACAUGGAUUCGAUUCAUGACUUGGAUGGCAUUAGGUCUUCUGGUUUAUUUUCUCUACGGCAUUCACCAUAGCAAGGAAAAUGACGCUUCCAACUCAUACUCUGUACUUUUAACAUCUUCUGAGGCUGGAAAAAUUCACUGGGGAGCUAUUUCAUCAAUAAGGCGAAAACAUAGUACUGACACUCUCCCCAUUGUAGAACAAGAAGAACUUCCUGAAUAAAUCACCAUUUGCAGUCAGUGAGGAAUGUUAAACAGGCAAAAUUAAAUUAAAGACAAAUUUAGUUUUGGUUGGUUCUUAGUUGUCAAUUUUAUAAACAAAAAGAAAUAUAUGUGUAGUAUGGAAUGAUAAAAAAUUUAUUGUUAUAUGGAGAAAGAUUGAACAAAACAAUGUAAAGAAAAUGUAUUAAUUGUAUAUAAUUAUUCUUUUAUUUAUUCUUAUUUUUAUUGAUUUUUUUUUUUCAUAUUAGAGCCUUGUCAAUAUCAAUAGCAACAGUAUAUAGGAAAGUUGUUAUCAAGUGGCCACUAAAAUUUAACAAAAAUUUCAAGACCCAAUAUACAAAUUUUCUUUAAAAGAAUUUAAUAAUCAUUGUGAGUAUAUUUGUAGCUUAAGAUCAUUCAUAAGAACUUUAAUUUUGGAAGCUCAAAAAUGAAAAAGAGCUAAGACUGUUGAUAAUGCUUAAUUUUGAGUAAAACUACAGUAUUUUCCCACCAGACAAUAUUGCUGGAUCAAAUUUUUAAUACAUAUAAAAUAUUAGACGUAUAUAUUUAUUUAUAGUUUCAAAAAUAUUUUUAUAAUGCAACA
Molecule: messenger RNA, 2970 nt
Organism: Cimex lectularius (bed bug)
Lineage: Eukaryota; Metazoa; Arthropoda; Insecta; Hemiptera; Cimicidae
Product: cationic amino acid transporter 4
Exons: 10
Coding region: 481-2388 (635 amino acids)
Biological process (GO): amino acid transport; transmembrane transport
Cellular component (GO): plasma membrane
Molecular function (GO): amino acid transmembrane transporter activity
Source: RefSeq, a predicted model, not a curated record